CGUAAAAGGGUAUUGCCUUUCAUCGCUGAUGCAUUUCCGAUAACAAUAGUCCCCCUGAGCCAAGCAGGCCUUACAGCCAAGGUGCGACCGGCCCAUGGAGGAAUGGAGGAACGAGAGAAGCUGGAAAAAGAAAUUAGUGACAUAGAAGCGCAGAUAGUCCGCGUGACGCCCCAAGCAGAGUCGGCCCAAGCAAAGGAUGAGGACAAGCGGUACUUCCGGGAGAAGGAGCUCCUGCUACGGAAAGAGAAGCUCCUGCUCCUCGAAAAGCUUGAGAAGCUCGGAGCGCGCGCCUCGGCGGCUGGCCUGGGCGUGGGGAGCGCGGCAGGACCCGCCUCGGCGGCUGGACUGGGCGUGGAGAGCGCGGCAGGAGCUGACACGAGCACCACCUUCAUCCGGGACGUCCUGUUCGCGGGACCGGCGAAUGUCGUGAACCUGUUUAGCGUGCCGCAGGCAGGCCUGGACCAGCCGCUGGGUGCUAAGCUGCCGGUGUCCAGCUGGGCUUUGCAGGCGCUGGGGUCCAGCGAUCAGACCGACGACCAUGAGCUGAGCAAAUAUGUGGAGCGACAGCCACAGCUCACAGUUGCCAGAAACGCGCAUCGGCUGAGUUUGAUCACAACAGCGGCACUCACAGGCUUGUUCGGCCAGCAGGAGGGUUCAGAGAUCAUGAAUACCAUUAGAAUCGGUGCGCUAGUGGACACGCCGCUCAACUUCGCCGCAAAAAGCCUGGGCCUGCCCUUUCGGUUUGACCGCAACACCGCGGACAAGUCAGGCGCAACAGCACGGCGGCUUCGCCCGGACUUCCUCUUUUGGAUGCGGAACAUCCUACUCUUCAAGGGGGUGGAGAAGGCAGCCUCCGACGAGCACGAGACUGCGGUUGCGGAGUUAAAAUCCAAGAUGGCGACCUCGUGGAACCCCGCCCUGCUGCCGGGCGUCAGCAUGCCAUGCAUGUUCGCCUACGCAGCCGCUGGCAGCCAGGUGCAGUUCUUUGCAGUCACGAGCCGCGACGGUGCGGUGGAGGCGACUCCCGUCAGCGACUGCCUGCACAUCAACACACCGCUCGGCCGCAUCAAGGUCGUGCACCACACUCUCAAGGUCCUGCAAGCGGUGGCGGCUUACGCGCCCAGUGCGCCAAACCUCUCCAUCGCCCUUGGGCAGGUGUCCAAGGCGUUGACGCUCAACGGCAGCUUCCUGAGCAGUGUGACUGUGUUCCCGGACUUCAUCCGGAAGCGCGUCGACCUUUCACAGAUGCAGGGUGGCGUUCUGGAUCACAGGGCGCUGGUGGCCAUGUACCGCGCCAUUGGUCAGGUGCGCUGCCUCAACCUGGUGCGCCUUCGCGGUGACGGCGGCGUGAGCCUGCAGGACGACGGCACGACGGUGCUGCACCUGGAGCCCCUGGGGCUGCCGCUGGGGCUGACUGGCAGCCAGGCCGUCGAGAGCGAGGGCAGCCUGCGGGAUGCGGUCCGAGGCGUGCUGACGGCGUUGGUGGUGCUGCACGACGCAGGCUACGUCCACCGGGAUAUCCGCUGGCCCAACGUGAUUCGGCUGCCAGCGGCGGCGGCGGCGGCCGCGAGCAGCUCGUCGGACGUCUAUGUGCUCAUUGACCUGGAGCACGCAGCGCCCGCGGACUGCCCCCUGGAUUGCCGGCAGCCGCCGUACCGGCUGCGCACCUGGCCGGGCUCGCAUAUCCUGGACCAGGCCACUGGCCGGUUCACGUGCGAAUCAGACCUGUGCCUGGUGGCGGAGGCGCUGAUGUCGCACCUGCCGUUCGCACUGAGCGACAGCGGGCAGCACCUGCGGGAGCAGCUGGCCACCCGGAAGCUGCCCAACGCUCGGGCCGUGCUGGAGCACGAGUGGCUGCUGGCAGCAUCGCCCUAGGGACGACGACGAAGACGACUGACUCAUAGCAGCUGCACAGAUGGGGUUGUCAGCACAGAUGGGGUUGUCAGGAUGGCUGGUGCCAGUGGGCGCCGUGCCCCUAGCCUGCUGGCUGCUGGGAGCUGCGCUUUGCACCUGCUGCACGCUCACUGCCAUGGCCCGGCUGCAGCAGGGCGCGCAGCCAACGCUGACAUGCGCAAUGCCUGACGCUGGCAGAGGCUGCUGUGCAAGCCUCCCCUGAGCAAAUACGCUCGCGAGCGUGGCGUACUGCAGCAUGUGUGCCCGGGGUGUGGGGUCACGAGAGUUUGUGGGCUGUGAGGGUCUGACAUGUUGGGUGUGCGUGCUCGGUGAGGCAACGGGAUGUGAGUUGUGACGAGGUAGUCAGCUUUGGAGUCUAAUAGAGUGCAUUGGGCGGAUAGUGCGUUGCGCCGUGGACACGCCGUGUGCACUGCUGACGACGGUGUGCAGGAUUAGUUACCAGGCAUGGUCGCCUACCAACAAUAUACCGCCUAAAUAUGUACAAUCACAAAAUUGCAUUUUGGUGGGUGCACAUGAAAGCCCAGGCGAGCGCGGCAUUUCUCCACAGACCUAUCGCAUAGGACAUACGCCUUCGACCCCCGCUUACAAGCCGUUUGUGCGUCUGCUUGGGGCGUUGUCGGAAUUGCCUCCGGUGACGUUGCUGGCGCCCCGGCAGCGGGCGCGUGGGUGUUUAACGUGCCGUUAUGGGGCAACCCAGCGCUGCGGGAGGGCGCCCGCACUUUCUUUGACGUGUUUCCUGACUUGCUUGCGCUGCUGGGCCUGCUGUGUGUGGGCGCCUCGGUGGACGUGCAUGACGGGCUGCAACCCGUCCGAGAUGCGUAUGCGUAUGCGCUUGGGGUGUCCAACUGUCGAAAGCGAGUGUGAGCGCGUGUAUGUCGUGAAUGUGUGGCGCAAGGUGUUGCAGACUGGCGGCGGCAGCGGCGGCAGCAGCGGUGGCGGCGGCGGCGGCGGCGGCAGCAGCGGGGGCGCGUGCCCGCAUCUUGGUAGCGGAGGGGGUGGGAAAGGCCAUGUGGAGGAGGAGAGCGCAGCGCCGCCCAAGAAGCGGCGCAAGCGUGCAGGCUGAGGAGCCGGCGGGUGUCUAGGUAGCGAUCCGCGGUGGGGCUGGCAGGGCAUGCGUAGCAUUCGCAUUCACUAGCAAACACUUCGCUAUGCGUAGCGGCAUGGCAAGCAGUGCGGCUGUUGACAACUGUGCUGUGUCUGGCUGCGGUUGGCUCUGCUGUGGCAUCGCGACUGCUAGCUAGGCACCUGGUUUGACUAUGUGCCUGUGGAAACCGACCCCGGCUAUGUCCGGGCGAUGAGGUUGUUCGGCCUCAGACUGUGGAGGCCUGUGGAGGGGCUCAGCCCCUUGUCCCGUGACCGGGGAACACUUGUCACUGCGUGCCCGGCCAAACCGAAUGCGCGUCAGCAAAACAUCGACACAUCCU
Messenger RNA from Chlamydomonas reinhardtii, 3338 nucleotides. RefSeq lists its product as uncharacterized. Lineage: Eukaryota; Viridiplantae; Chlorophyta; Chlorophyceae; Chlamydomonadales; Chlamydomonadaceae. The coding region runs from base 103 to 1875 and encodes 590 amino acids. The transcript is spliced from 12 exons. The record is from RefSeq and is a predicted model, not a curated record.